Molecule: messenger RNA, 1671 nt
Organism: Oncorhynchus tshawytscha (Chinook salmon)
Lineage: Eukaryota; Metazoa; Chordata; Actinopteri; Salmoniformes; Salmonidae
Gene: akr1a1b
Product: aldo-keto reductase family 1, member A1b (aldehyde reductase)
Exons: 9
Coding region: 286-1377 (363 amino acids)
Biological process (GO): aldehyde catabolic process
Cellular component (GO): cytosol
Molecular function (GO): aldose reductase (NADPH) activity
Source: RefSeq, a predicted model, not a curated record
UAGCUAAGAAAAGGUGCAAUAGGCUAGCCUAUUGUAGCUAGUGAUUCUAGAUGACUAAACUCAACUGCAUGGCGAAGGAAGUAGUUCUAGACCAGUGACUGAGACGGUCCAGGUGUGGACUCAAAUCUCGUGCGUCUGUGGAAACAGCAGCUCGCUGACAGUUACUCUCUUGUGGACAGAUCUAUGUAAACCUAACUGGUACCAUAGAACUGUAAUUAAGCAGCUGGCCAAUUACGCAAGCCUUUAGUUCUGGUUAAUCGAAAUUAGCUGACAGUCAGAAGUUCUAUGAACCAGAGGCAGGAGGAUCAGGCCAGGAGGAGUGCUGGGCAGGAUAUUUGGUUCCUUUCAUUGUCUCCCUUUCUUUACCACCCGCAGGUGAAGGUACACAUGGCAGUGGCAGGUAAAAAUGACUUUGCAGUUCUCAACACCGGGCGGAAAAUGCCUCUCCUCGGUCUAGGAACAUGGAAGAGCGAACCUGGCAAGGUAAAACAGGCAGUGGUGUGGGCUUUGCAGGCUGGCUACCGUCACAUCGACUGUGCUGCCAUCUAUGGCAAUGAGGUGGAGAUUGGUGAGGCUCUGCAGGAGACACUUGGCCCUGACAAAGCCCUGAGGCGAGAGGAUGUGUUUAUCACCUCUAAGCUGUGGAACACACAGCAUCACCCAGAGGAUGUUGAGCCUGCUCUGCUUAAGACACUGAAGGAGCUGAGGCUGGAGUACCUGGAUCUCUACCUCAUUCACUGGCCCUACGCUUUCCAACAAGGUGACGCUCCUUUCCCUAAGUCAGAGGACGGCACCCUGCUGUAUGACGACAUCGACUACAAGCUGACUUGGGCUGCCAUGGAGAAGCUGGUGGGAAAGGGCAUGAUCAGGGCUAUCGGCCUGUCCAACUUCAACAGCAGACAGAUAGACGACGUGCUGUCUGUAGCCAACAUCAAACCCACUGUGCUUCAGGUGGAAAGCCAUCCGUAUCUGGCUCAGGUGUUGUUGCUGCAACACUGCCGGGACAGGGGCCUGGUGAUGACAGCGUACAGCCCACUGGGGUCACCGGAUCGGGCAUGGAAGCAUCCUGACGAGCCCGUCCUCCUGGAUGAACCAGCCAUCAGCACCUUGGCCAAGAAGUACAACAAGUCCCCAGCACAAAUUAUCAUUAGAUGGCAGACGCAGCGAGGAGUGGUGACGAUCCCUAAAAGUGUGACCGAGGCUCGGAUCAAAGAGAAUAUCCAGGUGUUUGACUUUACCCUUGCAGCAGAAGAGAUGAAGUGUAUAACAGCAUUGAACAAAGGCUGGCGCUACAUUGUACCAACCAUCACAGUUGAUGGGAAGCCCGUCCCCAGAGAUGCAGGACAUCCACACUACCCCUUCAUUGACCCCUACUGAGUAAAUCCCCAACUGCUGCCCACUUGUGCCUUGGGAACCCCCUCCCCUUCCUCAACCCCAUCCUAGGCUGUGUCCCAAUUCAAUUAAAUAGCUUCAUUUUGUCAUAAUCCUCCUGAGUGACAACUGAUUUGAGAAGUAUUUUUUUUUAGGGGAAAGAAGGUUGGUAGAAAAAGUUCAGCUCCUGUCAGAUCAGUUGUCAUGGUGGUGGGGUGGCGGGGAAAGAGUGCUUUAGAGUGUAUUAGGACAUAGCAUCUGUGUUCUUCGUAAUAAAAAUGUUUUGUUACUGCCCUUGAA